CGUCUUGUAUGCAGCUGAGCUCACUGCAAUGUAAAGCUAGUAGUGCUAACUGACCGUUUAUAAAAAGCUGCUCGGUUAUUGACGCUCUUUUUAUUUGCUUUUAAAUAUUUAACGUAAUUAAUUAAACACCAUAAUGCCUCCAAAAAAGAAGGGGACAAAAUCCGCAAAGGGAAAGAGCCCUACAGUGGUCGAUGGCCUUUCUACUGAGGAAAUGUCAAAGGAACAGUUGGAGGAGCACAUUGUCCGGCUGCGUGAGGAGCUGGACAGAGAGAGAGAAGAGCGCAAUUAUUUCCAACUUGAAAGAGACAAGAUUCACACAUUCUGGGAGAUCACUAAAAGACAACUAGAGGAAAAGAAAGCUGAUCUGAGGAACAGAGACAGAGAAAUGGAGGAAGCUGAAGAGCGCCAUCAAGUUGAGAUUAAGGUUUACAAGCAGAAGGUUAAACACUUGCUCUAUGAACAACAAAACAACAUUGCAGAGCUUAAGACGGAGGGAGUGAUUGCCACCAAACUCGUGCAAAAAGAGCAUGCAGAUCUGGAAAAUGAACUGCGAAAAGGCAUACGCACCCUGAAAGUGGACCUGAAAGAACAAGAGCUCUCCAACGAAAACCUCACGAAGAACUUAAAACUGAAACAUGAUGAGGACAUAACCAAGCUGAGGAAUGAUUUCGAGAGACAAGUCCGAGAAAUAGAAGCUAAAUAUGAGAAGAAAAUGCAAGCAUUACGUCAGGAGCAAGACCUGAGGCGCAAGACUGAAAUCCAUGAUGUAGAGGAAAGAAAGAACGGCCACAUUAAUACACUCAUAAAAAACCAUGAGAAAGCAUUCAGUGACAUUAAAAACUAUUACAAUGAUAUCACUCUCAACAACCUUGCCCUCAUCAACACUCUUCGGGAGCAAGUGGAGGAAAUGAAGAAGAAGGAGGAGAGGUUGGAAAAAGAGAUGGCUGAUGUGCUGCAGCAGAACAAGCGCUUGACUGAGCCUCUGCAGAAAGCUACCGAGGAAGUUUCAGAGCUCCAGAAACAGCUUGCUAACUACAAGAAGGACAAGGUUUCACUGGCUGGAGCUAAAGCACGUCUUAAAGUGGCAGACAAAGAGAUGAAAGACCUGAGAUGGGAGCAUGAAGUGCUGGAACAGAGAUUUAGUAAGGUGCAACAGGAACGUGAUGAACUGUACCAGAAGUUCAGCAAGGCUAUCCUGGAGGUGCAGCAGAAGAGCGGCUUUAAGAACCUGCUUCUAGAAAAGAAGCUAGAUGCACUUACAGACACAUUGGAAAAGAAAGAAGCCCAGCUCAAUGAGGUUCUUUCUGCCUCUAAUUUAGACCAGUCUGCCCUCAACGUGGUCACUCGCAAGCUCGAGGAAGUGUUGGACUCUAAAAACUUUGCUAUUAAAGAUCUGCAGUAUGAACUUGCUCGUGUUUGUAAGGCCCACAAUGACUUGCUGAAGACGUAUGAGGCGAAGCUGAAGGUGUUUGGCAUUCCUGUGGAUGAGCUGGGUUUUAAGCCACUGGAGAGCAGCUUGGUAAAGCAGACUUUGGGUCAGGGCCCAGCAGGCCUGGUGUCCGCCCCCCUGUAACCAAACUGUCUUAAUUGAGACACUCUGAUUUUGUGCCGACACCGGCAGGUGACAACCACUCUCAUGUAAGUUUGUGACAUGGCGGUGUGAUUUCCUGUGACUGAUGGCACAUUGCUGCUGCUGCACAAACUUUCCAAAAAUUGUUAACCACCUUUUCCCCUGGGUUUUAUUACAUGGAUGUAUUGGUUUAAAAAGGAACACAGUGAUUUGCAUUGACUGUUACCAGUAAUUAGCAGAGGCUGGAUACUGCAUGCCCACAUGCUAAAAUUGCAGUGCUCCCUAUCUAGACACGAAGAACAAACCAGGAAUAAAUGCUUGCUUAUUUACAGACACUUUAUCACCAACUGGGCCUUCCACCUGCCUUUAAGUUGUUUCCUACAAAAACAGAAAUAAAGGUGUUGUGCUUUUCUCUUUACUCAUGGGAAUUCUAGAUCUAUAAAAAUAAAAACCUGCAAAAAUCU
This is a messenger RNA of Trichomycterus rosablanca, 2034 nucleotides long. RefSeq names its product growth arrest-specific 8 (gene drc4). Gene Ontology annotation, cellular component: microtubule; Golgi apparatus; motile cilium. The transcript is spliced from 11 exons. Gene Ontology annotation, biological process: flagellated sperm motility. NCBI's taxonomy places the organism in Eukaryota, Metazoa, Chordata, Actinopteri, Siluriformes, Trichomycteridae. The coding region runs from base 134 to 1573 and encodes 479 amino acids. The record is from RefSeq and is a predicted model, not a curated record. Gene Ontology annotation, molecular function: microtubule binding; small GTPase binding.